Molecule: messenger RNA, 972 nt
Organism: Meyerozyma guilliermondii ATCC 6260
Lineage: Eukaryota; Fungi; Ascomycota; Pichiomycetes; Serinales; Debaryomycetaceae
Exons: 1
Coding region: 1-972 (323 amino acids)
Source: RefSeq, a predicted model, not a curated record
AUGGCUGCAAUUGCUGCAAAUACUGAAUAUUUGUCAAAGCUUUCGGCAAAUAAGAUCAGAUCAAUCACUCCUUUCCAGUUCUUUGGUUCCCUUCACCUUCUUUCAAUCCCUUACUGGUGGGCUAUGAGCUUUCCUGCAUUUAUCCGCACAUUCUCUCCUACCAUGGAAGUCGACUACACCACCCAUGACUUGUGCUUCCCCAGCUCGUUCAUCUGGAUCCAUGCGUUGCGACACACCAGCUCCAAUGCCAUAGCUCGCUUGUCCCGCGCUUUGAGCACCGACCUCUCCAUAAAUCACCAUCCUCGAGUCCACUGGUGGUUUCGAAUAAUUCCAGUUCCAACAUUCCAGAUGCUGGUUUUGGUGGUGAAAACGAUAUUACGAAGCAUAGGCGUGUUUCUCAUGACGAUAUUCUAUGCCAAUAACUAUCUCAACACGCUCUUUAACUAUGGUGUCUACAUGAUAUUUGGUGCAAAUACCUUCACCUAUUCCGAUUUUUUCAUAGGCGAUUUACUUGCGUUCUGGGGACUGCAAAAUGGCCGCUUUAAAGCCAUGGUUGAGUGGUUUUACAAGGAAAGAAUACUACACGAGCCAAACAUUCAUAGCUUUAAAGAUGCGUUGGUUCAAAUCGUCCCCAUCUUAUUCCUCUCCAAAGUGGAUUUUGUGGUAGCAUCAUGUGGUGCUUCAUGUACCGGACUAAGUACUGACAAUGACACAUUUGUUAGUUGUCAAUUCAAAAACGAAACCUUGAUCCACGGAAUUUCCCUCCACCUUAGUCAAGCUGGUUACUCGCCUCAAGCAUCUUCAAAAUUAGCAUCGGUAACAUUCAUCUCUGUUGCUAUAUGCGCAGCAUUUUUCACCAUAAGCAUCCUCUGCUUUGCAAUGGUAAACUUGUUUCGUUCGCCCGUUAUGAAUGGACAUCUCUUGCCGUCGAUGGUGGUCAGUAUAUGGAAAGGGUGGAGUCAAAUAGCAUAG